AUGCGUGUGGGUCUGUGGAAUCCUCGCCUUUUUUGUUUUUAAACCCGUUUCAAGAGCGCUCCCCACCCCCCCUCUUGCUUUAAUUUUUUUCUUCUUCUCCGAUGUGCGGUUUUGGACAUGCGGAGGCUACUACAACCGUGUUGCUGGAUCUUUUUCUUGAAAAUUACCAUCUCCGUGCUCCAUUACGUGGUGUGCUUCCCCGCUUUGACUGAAGGUUAUGAUGGCCCCCUGCAUGAAAGUCGACACGGCAGUUUGGUGCAGAUCCGGAGGCGGAAGGCAUCUGGAGAUCUUUACUGGGCAUAUUCAGGGGCAUAUGGACCCGAGCAUUGGGUUACUUCAAAUGCGGAUUGUGGGAGAACUCACCAGUCUCCAAUUGACAUCAUAGAUCAUCAGGCACAUGUUGGAGCGGAAUAUCAGGAAAUACGCCUGGUUGGCUUCGAUAAUGAAUCUUCUAACAAGACUUGGAUGAAAAAUACUGGGAAAACUGUUGCCAUCCUUCUAAAGGAUGAUUAUUUCAUCAGUGGUGCUGGACUACCAGGAAGAUUCAAAGCAGAAAAAGUUGAAUUUCACUGGGGCCAGAGUAAUGGAUCUGCUGGCUCAGAGCAUAGCAUCAAUGGGAGGAGAUUCCCAGUUGAGAUGCAGAUUUAUUUUUACAACCCCGAUGACUUUGACAGCUUCGGGACAGCCAUCCAAGAAAAAAGGAUCAUAGGAACCAUGGCUGUGUUUUUUCAGGUCAGUCAGAGGGACAAUCCAGCACUUGAACCUAUUAUCCAUGGGCUGAAGGGGGUCGUACAUCAUGAAAAAGAGACCUUCUUGGAUCCUUUUGUGUUAAGGGAUCUCCUGCCAGCAUCUUUGGGAAGUUACUAUCGGUAUGCAGGGUCACUGACUACACCUCCAUGUAGUGAAAUUGUGGAAUGGAUUGUUUUCCGAAUGCCUGUCCCCAUCUCUUAUCGGCAGAGUCUGUUGGAAGCUAAAACUGUGCCUGUAGUGACAAAUGCCAUCCAGCUUGUCUAUGUGCUAAGUGGGAAACAAUGCCUG
Messenger RNA from Thamnophis sirtalis, 1038 nucleotides. Lineage: Eukaryota; Metazoa; Chordata; Lepidosauria; Squamata; Natricidae. The record is from RefSeq and is a predicted model, not a curated record.